GCACAGAAGAACUCUCUCUCUCUCUCUCUCUCUCUCUCUCUCUCAAGGCCGGAACAAUCUAGGGUUUCCACACUUCCUCUCUCCCACGCACCUUCUCCAACUGCCUUACUCUGUUAUCUUCUCUCUCGUUCUCCCUCUCUUAGUCUGUGAUCGAGGAACGCCAACUUAUGCAAUAGAAUUUAAUAAUUUAGCACCAGUUUCUUUGCCGCCAAUGUUUAGGAUUACUGGCGUACGGGAAAACUAGGUUGUGGUUGUGGCAGUGUACGCUCAUCUGUCAUGUUAUGGCUUUAGGUUGUUCUUCAUGGACAGAUAAGUGAAAAUGAAUUAGAGAAAUCAUUUUAUAUGGUGAAAGAUGUUGUUCUUAUGAAAGUGGUUACUUGCUAACUCCAACCCAAGUUGAUAAAACAAAAAGGCUUGUUCCCAGCAUGGAAGCUGAAAAUUCAAAUGUCUUGCGAGCUGAAGAGAUCAAGGUCCAAGCCAACGAUGCAUUUAAAGCACGCAAAUAUGCGUUGGCUAUUGAUCUUUAUACACGAGCAAUUGAACUAAAUAAUGAUAAUGCUGUGUAUUGGGCCAACCGUGCUUUUGCUCAUACAAAAUUGGAGGAGUAUGGUAGUGCCAUACAAGAUGCUUCAAAGGCUAUUGAAAUUGAUCCCAAAUAUUCAAAGGGCUAUUAUAGGCGUGGUGCUGCUUAUCUUGCCAUGGGAAAAUUUAAAGAAGCACUUAAGGAUUUCCAACAGGUUAAGAAAAUCUGUCCUAAUGAUCCUGAUGCUUCCAAAAAGUUAAAGGAAUGCGAGAAAGCAGUAAUGAAGCUAAAAUUUGAAGAAGCAAUUUCUAUACCCGAGAGCCAAAGGAUUUCAGUAGCUGAUUCAAUUGAUUUUCGUUCUAUAGGGACCAACCCCAGUACAUCAUCAGUGUCCACCCAAGUGGCUGUAGCGGCAGUGGCUGUAGCAGUUGUGGCAGCAAUAGUGAUGGUGGUAGGCCCAGCACCAGCCACAGUGGUGGCAGCUAUUGUGGUGAUGCUGGUGGUUUUAGGGGCUUGUUGGUGGGAUACCUUCAGUGAGGUUGAGCCCCAAUAUUCUGGUGCAAGAAUAGAGGGAGAUGUUGUUACUUUGGAUUUUGUGAAGAAAAUGAUGGAUGACUUCAAGAAUCAGAAAUGCUUACAUAGACGGUAGUGUUUAGCAAGUUUAGUAAUAAUUUAGUC
Molecule: messenger RNA, 1201 nt
Organism: Carica papaya (papaya)
Lineage: Eukaryota; Viridiplantae; Streptophyta; Magnoliopsida; Brassicales; Caricaceae
Source: RefSeq, a predicted model, not a curated record